Messenger RNA from Salpingoeca rosetta, 4002 nucleotides. RefSeq lists its product as uncharacterized. The coding region runs from base 1 to 4002 and encodes 1333 amino acids. Lineage: Eukaryota; Choanoflagellata; Craspedida; Salpingoecidae. The transcript has 2 exons. The record is from RefSeq and is a predicted model, not a curated record.
AUGCCGCGUAGCACCUCCUGGCCCGCGCCUGGCAGCGCCACGGCGAUCCCCAGCACCGCUGGGACAGCGUACCCUUCGUCGACAACACCGUAUUCGCGACAGGGCGUCUCACCAUAUGCUCCGAGCACCGCACCAGCCACCUCUACCCCACUCUCCAGGCCCGGCAGCGCCACAGCCCCUUCAACAGCACCUCCUCCAUCGCAGGCAGCGACAACCCCGUAUCCGCCGUACGCCGCACGCGCCUCAUACGUGCCCACCACCUACGCCCCAACCAACUCAACCGCCACCCCGGCCACGCAAGCGUUACCAUCAGCCCCGACAACAGCCCCGCCACAACAACCCCAGUUAUCAACAACCGCAGCACCAGGCAGGGGCCCACCACAGCCCGCGCGCAUGGGCCAAGCCACCAUGCCGCCAUCCACAGCGGCCCCGCCAACCGCCACCUACUACCGCGGCGCACCAAUGGUGUGCACCAACCCCGCCUGCAGCUGCCACCUCAGCUACGCCCGUGGUGGUACUGCCGCGCCACCACCGCCCCCGUUGUCGUCAUCAACGGGCGCUCCGCUCGCCUCUUCUGCGCCGGGCACCGCGGGCCCAGCCGUGUACAGCCGCGUGGGCAUGGCCUCACGACCGCCCCCGCCACCAGCACCAGCAGCAGCAGCAGUGGCAUCCACACCAGCGGGUCCCCCCAUGCCGUACAGUAACGCCUCCAGCACUCCUGCAACUUCUGCCGCCACCCCACCGGCGCCACGCCGCAACUCAACUGCACCCACCACACCAGUGCCCGCCUCCCCGUCCACGUAUGCCACCACAGCACCCGGCACGCCCCGCGCCGUCACCGCCAUGACGUCCACAUCCACGACAAUGACAGCAGCAGCAUCGCCAACAGCACCACUGACCACCACGACCAAUGGAUACUCGGCGGCGCCGCAGAACCGCUCCCGCCCGCCCUCUUCCCUGGGCACAACGAGCGUGACAGCGUCGCCUGCCCCGCAGCCGCGGACAACCAGGCCCGUGCCCAACAUGGGCGCCGUGGGCAAGCCAGCACCGGGCAACACCGCCUACGCGCCGUCUGCACGCUAUGCAUCCAAGCCGCCGCCAACGGCUGCGUCGUCAUCGGCCUCCAUGCCAGCGACGCCGGUGGCGGGCCGCACCAUGUCCUACUCGUCAGCGUCGUCGGCGUACAACGCGUCUGUUGCCGGCCGCCCGUACGCCCGCCACCCAGCGCCACCACCGUCAACAACCGCCGUCUACUCCCCACGACCAACGGCCGGCAGCAACACCCCUGGCGCCUACAACACCCCCGCGUACGGCAACAGCAGCAACAGCAUGAGCAACAACAGUACCAUGGCCAGCAGCAGCAGCGGCCCCGCCAAUGUCCCUUACACGGGGCGGCAGUCUGUCCCGGCAACGCCUGCGCCGCCGAAGACAACGCGCAGCGCAUCGGUGCCGUCAACGCCGCUGCACCACGCGCUGCACUCGACGGAGCCCCUGCCCUCGUUUGGCGACGGCGACCUCCCCAUCCCCGGCGGCGCAAACAGAACCGCCGCAGACGUGCUUGCUGCCCUCGCCCGCGUGGAGUCGGAGACAGACGACCCAGCGAGCGGCCACCAUGGGCAUCAGGGCCACCCCACGCACGGCCGCGGCGCGCACCCCAUGCCCACGGGUGCUGCGCCUUACCCGCGCGGCACUGGCAGCGGUACGGGCACGGCAGGCAGUGGGCCAGGCAGCCACCCCCACCGCCACGGCGGCGCACAGGGUGCCGCAGCGUACACGCCAGCGCCAUACGUGUACCGGUACUGGCAGUCGUCGCACCACCAGACGUACUUUGGGUACCUGAGCUCGCUCAACCGCUCGCGCGGGGCGAGUGCGGCGGCAGCGCAGCGACGCAGGCGGCGUGGGGAGUACUCGUGCCAGGGGGUGCAGGAGAACCAGGCGUCACUGGAGAUGUACCUCAAGUCACUGCACAUGAAGGUGUCGCUACAGCAGUACCGGCUGUUCCAGCUGCGCCACGCCGCCGACAAGUCCCAGGACUACAAACCUUACCCACUCAACGCCUCCCUUCGCGAGCUCAAGGAACACACAAAGCACAUGGAGCUGAGCAAGCUUGACGCUGCCGCCACCAGCAGCAGAAGCAGCGCCAGCAGCAAGGACAAGGAUAAGGACAAAGACAAGGAAAAGUCGCAACGCACAGCGGCGGCUGCGCUGAAGAGUGCACGGCGGUACCGGCAGUCGAUGGUGUACUUGGACGAGGCGGACCCCGAAGUCACAGAUGACAGCGACAGCGAGGCCGAGGAGCUGCUCUCCUUUGAGGAGACGGCGUGGAAGUAUGACAGCGCCGACGUGAGCUACCGCAUGCGCUGGCUCGCCCUCAAGCUGGGCGAGACAAAGAAGCUGCUGGCAGAGUGCAACGACGCGCUGCGCAAGGCAGCAAGGCAGAAGCGGCGCCGAAAACGGGCGACUGCCCUGGCUGCUGCCGCCGCUGCCACCGCCACGCCAUCGUCAUCGUUGGCGUCCUCUGUGCCAGCACGCUCCGGCACCGUCAUCAGUCACAGCCCGUACACGGCCAGCCUGUCCACGGCCAGACCCGCCGGCAGCGCACACAGGCCGCCCCUUGCAGCCACCAGCACCACCACGACCACGACCACAACCACAACCACACCUUCCACGACAACAGCCGUUGUCACGACCACGCAACCGCCCAGCCAGCAGCAGCAACAGCAACAGCAACAACAACAGCAACAACAGCAGAAGCAGAAGCCGAGCCAGCAGUCACAGGAAACGUCCAAGCUGGAGAGUGCUGGGUGCCGUCGGUGCACGCCGCGUGACCAUGAGCCGGCACCCACCCUGGUCAACCCCGGGCCAUUUGGCCACAUCACCAGCAACCCUGCGCGUGCAAAGACAGUGCCAGAUGUGUCCAUUGAGGGCGUGCGCGCGUUCUCCGUAUGCACGGACCGCUCGUUCCACCCUGUGCUGUCGUUUAUCCGGGAUGCCUCGUACCACGUGCUGCGCCACGUCGACCGCGUGCGCAAGAAACUCAUCAAGAACAAGCCCCACCUCGCCACCAGCGACCUCAAGCCCCUGCGCCGGAAGCCGCGCCCGUCGCUCACCGCCGGCCUCUUUGGCGGGCACAACCCGCUGCACAGCAAGCCAUCGGUACUGGCAGCGGCUGCCCCCUCAUUGUCGUCGUCGUCGUCAUCAUCAUCAACGCCAUCGUCAACGCUGCCCACGCCUGGGUCUUCGAGCACAAUGCGGCAUGGCGUGUACAGCUUGCCCGCCACCGCCCGCUCGUCGCCCUCCCACAGCAACAGCGGCGGCAGCGGCGGUGGAACCAAGGGCAGCUCAUCGUCGUCUGCAGGCACCGGCAGCAAGUCGAGCAAGGGUGCCAGCAGCAAGAACGCGGGCAGUGGAGCCAGCAGCGGAAACGGGAAGACGAAACGACGGUCCCGUGCCCUCUUCUCGUCCACGUCGUCGUCGUCCGCAGCAGCAGCAGGGAAUGGCGGCGGGUCUGCAAGCGCGCCUGCAACGCCACGCAAGACGAGCGGCAGCGGCGCAGCGCGCAGUCGGCUCUCCUCACGCUCGUCCACAGCCAACACGUCCGCAACCAACACGCCAAACGCGAAGCGCAGCAGCGCCUCUGCUGGUACAACUGCAAAGGCUGGCCCGACAUCGCAACAGAAGCGGCGUGGAUCCGCUGAUGGCGCGGGACAGCCAGCAACGAAACGCAGCAAGCAGCAGCAACAGGGAGGUGCAAGCGGUGGCGUGGCUGGCGGCGUGGCGACAGCUGGGAAUGGCAGCAACAAGGCAGCAGGGAAGGCAGGGGUGUCUGGGGCGUCGUCACUGUCGUCAUCAGCGCCGCUGCUGCGACCAACACACCUGUCGCAGUCAUCGUCAUCAUCGUCGUCGUCGUCGUCAGCUGUCGCAUCCGCACUGCCUUCACCGCGUGUUGCAACAACAGUGUCGCCCACAACCACAACAGCCAAGGGCACAUCGUGGCAAUAA